UUGCCCCUCAGGGCUCCAUAUUGUUUUAUUGUUUUUUUUCACAGCCUUCCUGAGCACAAUGAUGCAGUGUUACUGCUUUAGUUUCAAAGCGUCCCUGAAUAAAAACACAGGCUGGAUCAGGCGCUGGGUUUAUCAAAAGAUUUAUUGAGAAGAAGUCCCAUUGACUGUCAGGCACAUGGAAAACCACGGAUCACUAUACUGAUUGAUGUAUAAUUGCCGUCUGGAUGGGGCUGUAGGGGAGAGAGGUGUUCCAAGCCACUGGAAUUUCAACAUCACUUCAGUUUUUAGGAAAUAUUUAUAAUCCUGCAUCUUGAAGAUUUAUGAUACUCCACAGAAUUUGAUUCAGGUUCCAGGCCACCACAUUCUGGUCCAGUCUGGUUGUAACGGUUGGCUAUCUGGGGUGCCAGAUGAGGCAUGAAGGUCUGGAUCUUUUAGAUUUGGUAAGAAGCCAAGUACUGUACCAAAAAGCAAAAUGCUCUGCAAAAAUAGCUAUCUGCAGCCAACACUUUCAUGAACAGUGUUGCCCGGGCUAUCUGUAGAUGUGGAUCGUGCACUGAGUCAAAUGAACAUUAGUCAUGCAUCACCUGUUCAGUCUGGUUCUUGGACAGAGAGAUCUAUCGCGUGCCGGGGACCUUUUCUCUCUGAAAGAUGCUGAGAUAGAAGACAGCUUAUCAGAAGCACUGGAAGAAAUUAAAACAAUAUCUUCCUCAGCAGAUUACCUAACCAAUGAUAACAAUCAGGCGGUGGUGGAGAUUUGUAUCACCCGCAUCACUACAGCUAUCCGGGAGACUCGCUCCAUAGAGAAACACAGGCUGGCUCUGGUCUCACUGUGGGAAUCGUGUCUGGAGUACAAUCUGAUACCAGAAGGCAAGGAUGAAGACACACCGCACGCAAAAAUUGCUUCUGACAUCAUGAGCUGCAUCCUACAGAAUUACAAGAAGCCUCCAGUCAUGGCUCUAGCGGUGCCAGUGGCGGUGAAAUUUCUGUGUCAUGGAAACAAGGAGCUGUGCAGAAACAUGUCCAGCUAUCUCUCACUGGCUGCCAUUGCGAAGGCAGACUUACUGGCAGACCACACAGAAGCCAUCACCAAGAGCAUUCUCCAAGGUAACUAUAUGCUGCUGCGGGUUCUGCCCUCCGUGUAUGAGAAACAGCCGCAGUCCAUAAACACUCACGUACCCGAGCUGGUGGAACUGAUGUCCCGGCUGGAGCAACCGGAACAGCAACACCUUCUCGGACUGCUACAAAUGGUUGCCAAGCAACACCCUCCGGUAACUACCCCUGGAAAAGUGUUGAACAAGUCUCUUUCUUCAUUAAUAAGCUACCUUCACCAUCCCAACCAGAAUGAUUCUAUCCUUAAUAUCCUGGUGGAAGUGUCUCGCUCCCACCCUGCAGCUAUCGCCUCUUUUCUUCCGAACCUGAAGGCGGUUGGAGAGGAUUUUCCCAACCUGCUUGGGAAAAUAGCAAAGAUCUACGGUGCUGUGGGACACGGCGAUGAGGAGAGAGCCAGGAGUUGUCUUGUGUACCUGGUGACUCUGUUGGCAAGCAUGGAGCACACCUUCCACCACACCCUUCUCCUGGAAAUCAGGGACAUCACUGAUACCUUCAGCAGCAUCCUGGGAGCUUACAGCAAGGAUAUCUAUCGUAUGAGCAACAGCUUCACUGCCAUGGCCAAGCUCCUGGUGAAGAAACUGGAAUCAGACAACAUACCCACUGAGAGGACAGACAAUGAAACUGAAGAAGCACCAAAGUCUUGUGACUUGGUGUCCGAUAUCAGCGACGGUGAUGAAAACGAGAGGCUGCAAGUAAAAAUCCAGGCUUUCGAAGAAACAUUGGCUAGUGAGAACAAGACCCCCGGACUGAUCCGCAGAUACAGUCAGGGACACGCCUCCAAGAAAGAAAGGGAAGAAAUGAGGUUCAACAGGCCAAAAAGCCUUGCUCUGCACGCAGUGCACACACAGUCUGUGAACUCGGAGAAUGGUCACGAACGGGAGUGUGGAGAAAUGCCCCCUGGCAUCAGUUUGUCAGAAAGGUCACUUAGCCAAGAAAGCUGUAGCCUGCCUUUAGGUUCAGAUCAAGAUGUAAGUACCACAGACGCUCCCUCGAGUCCUUACUCCUGUGCUGCUUCUAUUGUGGCAAGCAAUUCAGCAGAAACCUACAAAGACUGCGUUACGGACACUGAGAAAUGCACCGGGGAACUCCAGGAUCAGCUGUUCCUGCACCUCAAGGAAAACCUCUCUACAAUCCAGACAUAUUAUGCUGAGAUGGUUAAAAGAAUCCCUGUUCCGGAACAGUGUUUAGUUGAAGAUUCCUUUCAAAGUUGUGUUGCAAAGUUGUUCUUCACUUGCUCAAUGAAAGGAUACUACUGCCUGUACAGUAAAUCAAGUUUCACCCUCAACAGUAGGCAGCCUCAAGUUUGGAUCCAAAUCAUGCUCCUGUUUCAGCAGGGCCUAUCUUCUGAGCCUUUAUCUUCAGAGGACAAGUCAGUGCAACUUCUUAAAUCAAUGUGGAAAAAGACACAGCUGAAGGGAAGACACAGCUUUGAAACAGCAAUAAUACAAUCUACUUUUCCCCAGAAAAAGGAUCUGGACAGUGUGCGGAAGCACUUGAAAGAGGGUCGUUUCUUCGAUCUUUUUGGCUACAGUGAGGAAACAGGGGGUUGGCUGUGUUUCAUGUGCAACAAUCCUGAAAAGGCAACAGUCGUAAAUCUAGAUUGCCAACCACUCAUUGAAGGCAAGCUUAAGGAGAAGCAAGUUAGAUGGAAGUUCAUCAAAAGAUGGAAAACACGGUACUUUACAUUGGCCGGCAACCAGCUUCUCUUCCGCAAAGGAAAAUCAAAAGAUGACCUUGACGACAGUCCCAUUGAGCUCAGCAAGGUGCAGAGUGUCAAGGUUGUUGCUAGGAAACGCAGAGACCGGAGUCUUCCCCGGGCAUUUGAGAUCUUCACAGAUAACAAGACCUACGUCCUGAAAGCUAAGGAUGAGAAGAAUGCAGAGGAGUGGCUGCAGUGUAUUAAUGUAACAGUCGCCCAGGCAAAGGAAAGAGAGAGCAGAGAAGCCUCAACAUACCUUUGACACAGAGUCCUACGUGUGCUCUCAAAGACCAUUUCCAUUACAGUAUUGUCCCUUUUAAAAGUCUGACCUAGUAAAAGCAUAGCAAAAUGUGGUAAAGCACAGGUAAGCAUUGUAAAUCACAGAGUUAAUUCAAUGACAAACUAUUCGACUAGGAGUCAAUGUCUUUGUCAUUAAAUCUGUUUCUGUAAAGCAGAAAAAAAUAUAAUGGUAAAGCACAGAGAGGUAUGGUAAAGCAUUCUAAAAACAUGGCAAACCAUGGCAAACUAUGGCAAAUGCAAAAAAUAACUGCGGGAACCCUGCUGAAUGACUGAUAAUUGAUACUGUUAAACUUUUAGAAGGGACGUGAUACAAGUGAAAGAACCACUCAGCUAGUAUUCUCUUUUGUUAAUAAAUAAUGUGUAAUGUGUCAAAGCCAGUUUGAUCACGGCACACUGUAAGGUUUUGAACAGUAUGGUGUUAUCACCUAGCUUAGUGAGUUUUGAGAAGCAAAAAAUUGAAUUUAACAGUUGAUUUACAAAACCACUGUGUAUUUACUGUAUGAACCCUCCAGUAAACCUUUGUAAACUGCAUUGACUUUAGAUAUGACACUUAUUAAUCUGAAUAGUUAUUAUGAGGGAAUUGAAUUACACAUAUAUUACUCCAGCAUUGAUUGUUCAUUAAAAAUGAAAAGAUCCAUGAUUCAAAAUUCAUAGAACUUUUAUGAUUCUUGAGAUAAUUGCAAUGGUACAGUUGGUGACUAAUGUUUUUGGAUAUAAUGCACGAACAGCCAACCAGAUAUACUGUAGAAAUCUCAAUUUAUUUAAUCUUAUUCUGAGGACAGUCAUAGAACAGAAUCCCUUUCCAUUUUACCUCAUAUAUUUUCUUAGUAACCUGUAACAACCUACUAUUUAGACGCACAAAGAAGUACAAAAAUUGUGUUUCUGUUAUAUUUCAGAUCAGUACGCAGAUGAGGUUUUUAAUUGUAUAUGACUGAAUUUUUGGAUAGUAGGUCUGUCUUUAAACUAAAAGGCUUUAUGUGCAACAUGGAGUAACAUUUUGGAAAUGAGUGCCUUGUAGGUUUCUAUACCGUAAGUGAUAUUAAAAAUGCAACUUUGAUACAAGUGACCUUCAUGUAUUCUGAAACCCAUGCUAUGGUCAAGGGUGAUAAAACCUGAAUGAAACUGAAUGGUGUUCACUUAGAGGCAGAAUGUUAUGAAAAAAGCAGAAAGAUAAAAUGAAGCAGCCUACAUUGGGGUGCAUGGAAAAUCAAUGACUUGUGGACGGUGAGCACAAAUUAGAUUGUCUUUCAAUAAAACAGCUUGAAAUCUGAUCAGAAAAUAAACAGUAUAAUAUAAUAAAUAAAUGAACUCAAUCUGAAAGAUGUGCAUCUGGAAGGACUCUUGUAUUAAAAAUCUCCUCGUCUCGGACAGCCUGUGCUAAGUGUCUGGAAUGCACUGGUAGACAAUGUACCAAUAAGGGAUAUUUAAAGAUUUGGACAGUCUUGAUAUACAUUAAAGUACAUAUACAUGACAAUACAUUAAAGUAGUAGUUCUCACAUUUUGGUCUGGCAGGAUGACCCUCAAUUGAAGAGGGAGAUGCAGAUGCAAAGUGGAAAUAGCAUUAGUUAGGCAGUAGUAUUUUUUAGGCUAAGGUGGCUGUGCUUCAUGCAUAGAAUGAUAUACUAAAAUAAAAAAAUACAUGCUGUGCAGAAACAACAGUUAAAUAAAAUCUUUGAUCAACUUCUUAAUAAAAAUAUCAGAAAUCCAGCAAUAACAGUGUUGGAUUGAUAUGGUAAACCGUGCCUUACAGUUAUUACAAAAAAUGUUUUUGAAUUAGUAAAUAAUAAAAAUAAAAUGAUAUGCUGGUCUGUAGAAAAAAAAUCAAACAUGGUUUUAUCUAAAGUUUCCAUCAGGUCACAGAGAGCAAAAAGGUCUAAAUAAAGCUUAUAAUGCAUAUAUUGUAAUAACCUGUACAUGUAUCAAUGCAUAGAUCCAUACAAACA
This is a messenger RNA of Polyodon spathula (Mississippi paddlefish), 5052 nucleotides long. RefSeq names its product ventricular zone-expressed PH domain-containing protein homolog 1-like. Gene Ontology annotation, cellular component: plasma membrane. Bases 576 to 3071 code for a protein of 831 amino acids. The record is from RefSeq and is a predicted model, not a curated record. Gene Ontology annotation, molecular function: phosphatidylinositol-5-phosphate binding. Lineage: Eukaryota; Metazoa; Chordata; Actinopteri; Acipenseriformes; Polyodontidae. Gene Ontology annotation, biological process: regulation of signal transduction. The transcript is spliced from 15 exons.